UAGUGUGGAUUUUGACUCUGAAACAUUUCAAAAUUACACUAAACAACAAAAUAAUAAUUCUAAGGAAGCAAAAACAUAUUCAUUAUUUUUAGCUGCAAAAGAAUCUUCUUGUCCUUUUAAGAAAGAUAAUAAUGUAUCUUGUGAUGGAAAAGCUCGUCUUGGAAAAAUUGCCAAUUAUCAGCAGACUGAAACAACAAAGUAUUUCAUUGGAUGUGACAAAUAUAAACAAAAUGAAAAAUGGCAUCGAUUUAUUAAUAUUAAGCCAGAAGAAACCAACAUUUCAUUACUUCAACAAUUAUUUUCUGGUACUGCAUCUAUACAAGAAUUAUCACAAUGCAGUAUGAUAAUUCCAAGGAGUUGUAAGCGUAAAAAAUGUGAUAUGCCACAUACAGAUAAUGGAGCUGUUGUUCGUGGUGAA
This is a messenger RNA of Rhizophagus irregularis DAOM 181602=DAOM 197198, 418 nucleotides long. RefSeq lists its product as uncharacterized. The record is from RefSeq and is a predicted model, not a curated record. NCBI's taxonomy places the organism in Eukaryota, Fungi, Glomeromycota, Glomeromycetes, Glomerales, Glomeraceae.